This is a messenger RNA of Coffea eugenioides, 1511 nucleotides long. RefSeq names its product phospholipase A1-Igamma1, chloroplastic-like. The transcript is spliced from 2 exons. The record is from RefSeq and is a predicted model, not a curated record. Gene Ontology annotation, biological process: lipid metabolic process. Lineage: Eukaryota; Viridiplantae; Streptophyta; Magnoliopsida; Gentianales; Rubiaceae. The coding region runs from base 141 to 1490 and encodes 449 amino acids. Gene Ontology annotation, molecular function: glycerophospholipase activity.
UCUCCACUACACCAUGCAAUUGGUCAAGAAAUUCAUUUUUUCCUGGGGUAGUAGGAAGAGGCAGUGCACGAAAAAGUCUUGUUGCAACCAAAGUGGUACCAAAGAAUGACUCACCAAUCAGAGUUUCCGACUCUGAAAGGAUGAAAGCUAAAGAAGGGGAUGAAGAAAGAGUUACUCUAACUAAAGAGCCUAAAAGAAAGUUGGCAGAUGCUUGGAGAGAAAUUCAUGGCCAAAAUGAUUGGGCAGGCAUGCUUGAUCCCCUUGAUCCGCUCUUGCGAGCUGAGCUGAUGCGGUAUGGGGACAUGGCACAAGCAUGUUAUGAUGCCUAUGAAUUUGAUCCAUAUUCCAAGUACUGCGGAAGCUGUAAAGUCAAACCAAGCAUGUUCUUCGAAAACCUUGGCUGGAAGAAGUGCGGUUACGAGGUAACAAGCUAUAUUUAUUCAACCUACAAUGUCAACUUCCCAAAGUUCUUCAACGUCUCUCUGAAUCCAGAUGGAUGGAGCCAUUCAGCUAAUUGGAUUGGCUAUGUUGCUGUGUCAAAUGAAGAGUACUCGAAAUAUCUAGGGCGCCGCGACAUAAUGAUUGCUUGGAGGGGCACGGUGACAAAUGCUGAGAAGAUUGCAGAUCUGAUGGACUUCCAGAACCCAACCACAUACCACACGAUUCCUAGCCGCGAUCCAACCAUAAAAGUAGAGGCAGGAUUCUUGGACCUCUACGCAGGCAGAAACGUAGAUUGUCAGUAUUGCAAGUACUCAGCCCGGGAACAAGUUUUAGCUGAAGUGAAGAGAUUAAAAGAACUGUACCCUGGCGAGGAAUUAAGCAUAACGAUUACAGGGCACAGUCUUGGUAGUGCCUUGGCAACAUUGAAUGCUUAUGAUAUAGCAGAAAUUGGUCUAGAUGUAAUGGAAGACGGAAGAGUAAUUCCUGUGACCGUGUUCUCAUUCUCUGGUCCAAGAGUUGGAAAUGCAAGAUUCAAGGAGCGAUUGGAGGGUUUAGGGGUGAAAAUACUAAGAAUUUUUAACGUCCAUGACCAGGUGCCUAAGGUACCAGGAAUUUUCUUGAACGAACUUGUACCAAAAGUGCUGCAACAGCUUGGAGGAUGGUUUCCAUGGUGCUAUUUUCAUGUUGGUGAGGAGCUGCCCUUGAAUCACGAAAACUCGCCCUUUCUGAAAGAUGAAAGCAACCUGGUGUUCUUCCACAAUUUGGAGGUCCUGCUGCAUUUGCUUGAUGGAUACCAUGGCAAGGGUCGAAGAUUUUGGCUUGCAGGUGGGAGAGACAUUGCACUGGUGAACAAAACAACAGACUUCUUGAAGAAGGAUUUCCUAAUUCCACCAAAUUGGUGGGAAACAAACAACACAAUGCUCUUCAGAAAUCAUUUGGGACAAUGGGUUAUGCCGGAACAGCAUGAUCUUGAGAUCCACACCCCAUCGGAAGAUGUACAACAUCACCUCCAACAGUUGAAUCUAGCAUGUCAUGCCCAAUGGCAUUAGCUUUGUACCAGUGCCCCACUG